AUGACGCUCGGGGAGCUGUCCGAGUCGGACGACGACGCGCCCGUGGACGCCGCGGCGGCGGCCAAGGCUGCGAAGAAGAUCGCGAAGGCGGCGAAGAAGGCGGCCGCGAAGAAAGCGGCGGCGGCGGUCCCGACGAUCGGAUCUCAGACGAUACAUCUUCCUCGCGCGCUGUCGUCGCCGACGAAGCCGCGCCCGCCGGCGGACGUGGACGACAAGGCGUUCGGGUUCCUCUCCGCGACGUCGACCGCCGCGGAGAAGGCGCGGCUCGCGAUCGCGAGGGCGGGACGCGCGUCCGCGUCCGCGUCGGGGAAGGGCGCGGGCGCCAUCAAGAAGGGCGCGCGAACGGCGUCGUCCGCGGGCGCAGGCGGGACGAGCACCAUCGCGCGCCUGGUGGAGGAGAAGCGCGCGGAGGAGGCGCGGAAGCGAAAGCUCGCGACGCAGACGAAGAAACUCGACGCGCAGGUCGCGGAGGAGUGCGCGAACAGGGACCGCGAGCGCGCGAUGGCGAUGGCGUCGCUCGUGGCGGACCGCGAGGUGCGCGCGAUGCACGCGGUGACGGACCGCGUGCGAGAGAUGGAACGCGACGCGAACGAGCAGCUCGAGGACGGGGAGAGCGGCGGGAUCGACGAGACGCCGUACCCGUCGGAAGUCGUCCGCGCGCUGAGCGACGACGCGUUCGUUCUUAGCGCGGACGACGACGACGUCGGGGAAGAAGAGGACGACGCGUAUUACGCGGGCGAGGACGGCGACGACGACGUCCCGAGCGAUCUGCGACAGUUCGCGGACGCCGCCGAGGCGGGCGCGGCGUCGAGGGGCGACCUGCGCGAAGCCGCGAACGAAACAGCUCGAAAGGAAGCGUUACGCGAGGUACUCACCGGCGGGUGGCUCGCCCGCGCCUUCAUCUCGCGGACGGACGCCGCCCCCGCCGCCGCGACGACGACGACGACGACGACGGAAGGAGAGACGGAGACGGCGGCGGCGUGCGCGGCGGACACGGCGCGGUGGCUCUGGGCGGCGGCGACGGACGUCGCCGCGUCGCGCGCCAUCGUCCUCGGCGCGCGAGACGCGCUCCUCGCCGCGUCCGGUCACGAGCCGCUGUACUCCUCGACGUGCGGCGUCGCGCGGAGACGGCGUGGGGUUGGGGUGUUACGUCCCGCGCCGAGAGUGUCCUGGGCGCCGACCGCGAAGGAGGUGUUACGCGCGUUGGCGGCGAACGGCGUCGUCGCCGCCGCCGCCAAAAGUAACGGCGGCGCGAAGAAGAAGAGCGCCGGGAGAGGAUCGAAACGCGGCGGCGACGGGAACGGGAACGCGAAAGCCGCCGCGGCCGCGUCGGAGAACAGCGGUCGCGCGGCGUUUCCGCUCUCCGGGCGCGGCGUCGAGGACCAGAGGGAAGUCGUCGCGCUCACGACGCCCGCGCCCGGCGCGUUGCGACCGCAAAUUUUCGCCGUCGUCCAGCUGACGACGGCGUGGUGCGACGUCGCGCCGGACGACGGCGGGUGCGCGACCGACGCCGACGCCGCGUCGGACCUCCUCGCCGUCCUCGCGUCGCUUCACCGCGACCCGCGCGCGGGGGCGUGCUACGCCGCGAUCGACGCCGCGUCGACCGCGCUCGUGUCCGCGUUUAGCGGCGGAGUACGCGCGGGGGAUUCGCUGUGUUUGGGGUCGGCCAAGGCGCGCGCGCGGGAAAACGCGAGGGCGACGCGUUGGCGCGAAUUCGCCGACGCCGCGGCGCCGAAACUCGCGAGGACGGGGCCGACGCACGCGUCUCGACUCGCCGCGAUCAGGUGGCUGCCGUGGCGGACGCGGCGCGAGCAAGAGCUGCAGGACGUCGCGGCGUUGCACGCGCUCGAGGACGUCGUGCCGCACGUGCUCCGCGAAGCCGGCGGCGGCGGCGCGGCGGCGGCGUCUUCCGACGACGACGACGACUCCGGGGAUGAGAUCGCGGUCGCGGCCGCGAACCCGCCCGCGAAGCGCGCGAAAACGGCCGGCGGGGACCGCGAGCUAAACCUCGGGGAGCUUCAGGCUGCCGCGGUGAGGGUUUUGUCGCCCGUCGUCGUCGGCGCGGAGACGUCGGCGGACGCGGCGUGGGCGCUGUGGACCGCGAUUCAUCUGUGCGACACCGCGCUGCACUCCGGCGCCGCGUCCGGCGGCGGCGCGGGGGGCGGCGCGCCGCACACGCCCGGGAAACAGGCUGCGGAGGCGUCGUCCCUGAGCGAAGCCGUCGUGCGCUUCAUGGGGUUUUUGAAGACGACGAAGGCGUCGAUACCGCGGGGGAAUAAAACCGCGCUCGCGGCGGCGAAGAACCUCGCCGUCGCCGUCAUGACGCGGCACCAACGCGCGCAGCAGUUGAGGGAGACGAAGCACGAGCUCGCGAGAGAGGACGAGGACGACGAGGACGACGAGGGGGAGGAGGAGGAGGAGGAGGCGUUGACGCAGGUUCCGAGGCUGACGCAGGCGGAGAACACCUCGAGCAGCUCGGAACUGUGA
Molecule: messenger RNA, 2487 nt
Organism: Micromonas pusilla CCMP1545
Lineage: Eukaryota; Viridiplantae; Chlorophyta; Mamiellophyceae; Mamiellales; Mamiellaceae
Exons: 1
Coding region: 1-2487 (828 amino acids)
Source: RefSeq, a predicted model, not a curated record